Molecule: messenger RNA, 1563 nt
Organism: Fusarium graminearum PH-1
Lineage: Eukaryota; Fungi; Ascomycota; Sordariomycetes; Hypocreales; Nectriaceae
Exons: 1
Coding region: 1-1563 (520 amino acids)
Biological process (GO): transmembrane transport
Cellular component (GO): fungal-type vacuole membrane; plasma membrane
Molecular function (GO): transmembrane transporter activity
Source: RefSeq, a predicted model, not a curated record
AUGGCUGCUUACAAUGAGAAGCGUUUCGGCGGGAGCCAGGAACUGUCCCUCGAGUCAGGCAGCGGCGACGUGCCGGCGGCUGAACAGCUCACUUCUUCGUCUGAUUACGAAACUGGCGUCUUAGCAAGCCUCCGUCGCUUCGAGGCUCGCAUGGACAAGGCUCUCGCGGUUGAGUCUGAGGCUAUCGUACGCAAAACAGAAAAGGACAAACGACCCGUACCAUGGCACGAAGAGCUUAACAUGGCCUUAAUUUGGGCCUCUGGUACUAUGGGUAUAAGCUGUUUUGCCACUGGGUUCCUGGGUUGGGAGUUUGGCCUCAGCUUAAAGCAGAGCCUGCUCAUAUACAUCUUUGCCUCUAUUCUUGGUGGAUCAGUGUCAUCAUACUGCGCCACCUUUGGUGCGGCUACCGGCCUACGUCAGGUCUCUGUCUCUCGUUACAGCUUCGGUUGGUAUCCCAACAAGGUCAUCGCAUUCCUCAAUGGCAUUGAGCAGCUGGGUUGGGCUUCUGUUGCCACAAUCAGCGGUGGUCUGGCACUUACAGCUGUCGCGGACGGCCACAUUUCUCUCGUUGUCGGCGUUAUCAUCAUCGCCCUGGUUUCUCUUGCCAUCAGUUUUUUGGGUCUCAAAUACAUCCUGAUCUACGAGAGGUAUGCCUGGUGCAUUUACCUUAUCGUGUUCAUGAUCAUCUUUGGUAUGGUGGGACCAUACGCUGACAGCAAAACCCCUGCCUCUAGUUCAGGUGUAAAUCUUUCUGGCAAUGUGCUGUCUCUGAUCGCUGUUGUUUACGGCAGCUCCGCAUCUUGGGCGACAAUGGCUUCGGACUACUAUGCGCACUACCCAGCUAAUACGUCGAGGUUGAAAGUCUGGCUCUUGACUACUGCCGGCAUUGCUAUCCCUACCGCAAUUGGUAUGACGGCAGGUGCUACGGUUGCCAGUGCACUUAACAAUGUCGAUGCCUGGAAGACGGCAUACACAGACCCUCACCGCGGCCUUGGCUUCCUUAUCAGAGACAUGUUGCAUCCCCGAGGCUUCGCCAAGUUCCUCCUCGUUUUGCUAUCCUUCAGCGGUAUCAACACCAAUAUCAUGUCCCUCUACUCCUCUGCCAUUUCAUUUCAACAAAUGGCCACCCCAUGUGCAAAAGUUCCUCGAUUUGUUUGGACACUUGGUAAUUUCGUGAUUGUCAUUGUUCUGGCUAUUGUUGGUCGUCAAAAGCUCAACACAUAUCUGCAGGACUUCCUCAGUCUAUUGGGUUAUUGGUGCACCAGCUACUUCGUUAUUCUUUUCGAGGAGCAUACCAUCUUCCGCAAGCGUGACUUUGCCAACUACGAUUUGGAGAGCUGGAAUGACCGGAAAAUGCUACCACAUGGCAUUGCUGCGUCUAUCGCCUUCCUUUUGGGUGUUGUUGCGUGGUGCGUAGGAAUGGUCGAGACUUGGUUUACCGGACCACUUGGCAAGUUGAUUGGAACAGAUGGAGGUGAUGUUGCAAAUGAGUUGACCUUUGUAAUUACCGCCAUCGUGUACCCAGUUGCUCGAUAUUUUGAGCUGAAAUACUUUGGCAAGUAG